AUGAACUUCUUCAACGCCCUCAUCCGCACACAUCACAUCACCUCCCGCAAAAAGAUAGCAACUCUCAGAAAAGCUGCAGAUACAUACAACUGCUAUGUCCUCCUGCGAACGGGCGGCUGUCCCGGUGUGAUGUACGUUGAGGCCCGGCGCGAAGAAGAUGUUUCUGCUUGGGUGAGUACAGUGCAGAGAUUACGGUAUAAGGAUUAUCAAUUGGUUGCGCGGCCGGGUGAACUAGUCGUUGAGGACUGUGAAGGAGGAGGAGGAAGGGGGAAGGGAAGGGAGGGGGUGCCUGUCGACGUUGGGUUGAGGGAGGUUGAGUCGAUGAAGGAGUUUGGGUUGAUUAUGCAGAGGCGCGGAGUCUGGGGGUGGUGGAGGAAGGGGAUGGGGUAUGCACCGCGGUAA
Messenger RNA from Talaromyces marneffei, 402 nucleotides. RefSeq lists its product as uncharacterized. The coding region runs from base 1 to 402 and encodes 133 amino acids. The record is from RefSeq and is a predicted model, not a curated record. The transcript has a single exon. Lineage: Eukaryota; Fungi; Ascomycota; Eurotiomycetes; Eurotiales; Trichocomaceae.